UUCCAAUUUUCCAUCAUCUUCUCCGUAAAGUUCUUACCUUUAAGUGUGUUCUAAUGGAGAUUAUUCUCUACUCAUCUUUCUCUCUCUAUCCCCUUCAUUUAUAAAGCUUUCUUCACGCUUUUUAAGAUAAUUAACAGCCACGGGUCUUAAAAGCUAAAGGGUUUUGCUUCGAAUUCAAGUGUCCCUUCGCUUUCUCUCUCUAUUUUUCCUAGAUUUUCCCCUGUUUUUGCUGUCCGGAUUUUGUAAAGUGAUCGAGAGAAUUCGAAGAAUCAUGACUAUGGAGUCUACUUUUCUGAUCCAAAUGGUCGUCUGAUUUUUGCCAAUUUUGAUUGUCGCUUCUUCUUCUCUUUCAGGGAAGGGAUUGUUGGUGCCAAUGGGGUGGCUUACUAAAAUCCUUAAAGGUUCUAGCCACAAAUUCUCGGAGGGACAAGUGAACAGAAGAUAUAGAGAGGAUAGGAACUUGGACAGCCCUCGCCAUUCUGCGGAUGGAUCUGAUUUUGACAAAGAAGAAAUUGAAUGUGCUAUUGCACUCUCUCUUUCUGAACAAGAACAUGUAAUUCCACAAGAUGACAAGGGAAAGAAAGUAUUGGGUAAGAAUACAAAUCUGAAACCGAAGAAGAUGAAGAUGAGGAUGAGGAUGAAGAUGAAGAACGCAUGAGAGCUCAGCUAGAAGCAGCAGAAGAAGAGGAAAGACGGGCAGCUCAAGCUGAAAUUGAGGAAGAAGAAAAACGGCGUGUUGAAGCUGAGUUAGAGGAAACAGAGAAACAGCUUGCGAAAGCUCGAUUAGAAGAGGAAGAAAUUAGGCGUUCCAAAGCUCAACUGGAGGAAGACGAGCAACUCGCCAAAGCCAUUCAAGAAAGUAUGAAUUUGGGAUCUCCUCCUCGAUAUGAUUCUGGAAGUAUGUUUCAACCAUACCCCUUCCUUAUUCCAUCUAGUCACAGGAUAUGCACUGGUUGCCGAGCUGAGAUUGGAAAUGGAAGGUUUCUGAGUUGCAUGGGUGGCGUUUGGCAUCCUGAAUGUUUCUGUUGCCAUGCUUGUGAUAAGCCCAUUGUAGAUUAUGAGUUCUCAAUGUCCGGAAAUCGGCCUUAUCAUAAAUUAUGUUACAAGGAGCAACAUCAUCCAAAAUGUGAUGUUUGCCAUAACUUUAUUCCGACAAAUCCAGCUGGUCUGAUUGAGUACAGGGCACAUCCCUUUUGGAUGCAAAAGUAUUGUCCUUCACAUGAGCGUGAUGGAACUCCUCGGUGCUGCAGUUGUGAGCGAAUGGAGCCGAAAGAUACAAAAUAUCUCAUUCUUGAUGAUGGUCGAAAACUGUGUCUUGAAUGUCUCGACUCUGCCGUUAUGGACACUCAUGAAUGCCAACCAUUGUAUCUUGAGAUACGUGAAUUUUAUGAAGGCUUACACAUGAAAGUGGAGCAGCAGAUUCCUAUGCUCUUGGUGGAGAGAUCAGCUUUAAACGAAGCUAUGGAAGGAGAGAAACACGGACAUCAUCAUUUACCUGAAACCAGAGGACUUUGUUUGUCUGAAGAACAAACUGUCACCACGGUGUUAAGGAGACCAAGAAUUGGGGCAGGCUACAAGCUGAUAGACAUGAUCACAGAGCCUUGCAGGCUGAUACGCCGUUGUGAAGUCACUGCAAUUCUCAUUUUAUAUGGACUUCCUCGAUUGUUAACUGGAUCAAUCCUUGCUCAUGAGAUGAUGCAUGCAUGGCUUCGACUAAAUGGGUAUCCAAAUCUUAGACCAGAAGUGGAAGAAGGGAUAUGUCAGGUUUUAGCUCACAUGUGGUUGGAAUCUGAGACUUAUGCUGGCUCUACAUUAAUAGAUAUCGCAUCUUCCUCUUCCUCAUCAUCAUCAUCGGCUGUGGUCACUGCAUCGUCCAAGAAAGGAGAGAGGUCUGACUAUGAGAAGAAACUUGGUGAGUUUUUCAAGCACCAGAUCGAGUCGGAUUCUUCAUCGGCAUAUGGGGAUGGGUUCAGGCAAGGUAACCAAGCAGUUCUUACGCAUGGUUUGAGGCGAACCCUCGACCAUAUUCGCUUGACCGGUACAUUUCCUUAAAUAAAAGAUUGAAACGAAAAGCAAAAAAAAAAAAGGCUUUGUUAUAGUGUUUCUUUAGAGUAUAGUGACAGAAAAAAAAGAAGAAGCAAAAUGUAUAGGUUCAAUACACACUAAGAGUCAUAAAGUUCCACUUCUAAAUAUACUUUUGCAUGCAUUUUAU
Eutrema salsugineum is the source of this 2212-nucleotide messenger RNA. RefSeq names its product protein DA1-related 1. The coding region runs from base 655 to 2052 and encodes 465 amino acids. NCBI's taxonomy places the organism in Eukaryota, Viridiplantae, Streptophyta, Magnoliopsida, Brassicales, Brassicaceae. The transcript is spliced from 12 exons. The record is from RefSeq and is a predicted model, not a curated record. Gene Ontology annotation, molecular function: ubiquitin binding.